AUGAACGUCGCCAGCUCCAUCGUCCGCCGUGGCCUUGAAGCCCAUGCCACCCAUGGCGAAGAUGUCCAGAAGAACCUUCCCGUCUGGGGAGUUCUGAUGUUAGCUGCUACAGCAGUUGUCUAUAUCGUCGCGAUGUUCACGAUCGAAUACACCUUUGGUCGCCUCAUCCCCACAUUCCUGAUGAUCGAGUCCCCGGCCGACGACGUCUCUUUCAACUCUCUUGCGACUGAGGACCCCGACUCCAUCAUCAAAGACCCAGAGCCAGUUUCUUCCAAGCCCCAGUUCAUCACUUCGAGCUUCCGCCGCACAAUCAGACAUCUGGGAGGGUUCAACGAACGAUUCCGUGGCGUUUGGAUCUUCAUCGUUAACAACUUUCUCGUUCAGUGGAUCGCCGGCAUGCUAGCUGCCGUACCCAUCAUCAGAUUUGUCCCUAGAGGUUUCUUGAUAGUUGGCGCCACUGUUGCUCUCGCUCAACUUUCUCUCGGAUGGACACACAUCGUUAUUUCUCCGGCCAGCCCCAAGACAUGGUUCCGCCGUGUCCCGCCGAAGAGCAUGUGGAAAAAGGUUGCUAUUCCAACUGCUGUCUUUGCUCUCGCUGAGCAGAUGGCCGUCUGGAUCCCACUCUACCUUGCAGUGCUCGCUGGUAUUGUCGAUAGUACUCCUGAUAACGUGGACAAGAUGACCCCGCAUCAACAGACUGUCAUGGGCCUCAAGGCCAUCGGCAUCGCAGUCCUCGGCCUGGUCCUAGGAUUCUUGGUCGUCAUCCCGGCUAACGUCGCUCUGACGCGCGUUCAGGCAUCUCUAUUGGACGAUGCUGAAGAGACUAUCGUUCCCUUCGACCGCAGCUUCGGCGGAAAAGUCGUCCCCGAGAUUGUCGGUGGCAGCGGAGUCAUUGGCAUGCUUGAGGCGUGGAAGUCUUUUGACUGGGAUUCUCGCAUCAGACUCAUCAAGGCCUAUUGCAAGGUGUUUGCCAUGCAAAUGGCGGUCACCCUUAUGUUUACUGUCUUGUUGGUCAGCCAGCUUUUCAUCAUCGUUGGUAAGGACUGGUCAAAGUUCGUUCCUCAGGAUGGUAACAAGGGCAACUAA
Drepanopeziza brunnea f. sp. 'multigermtubi' MB_m1 is the source of this 1086-nucleotide messenger RNA. RefSeq lists its product as uncharacterized. Lineage: Eukaryota; Fungi; Ascomycota; Leotiomycetes; Helotiales; Drepanopezizaceae. The record is from RefSeq and is a predicted model, not a curated record.